Messenger RNA from Iphiclides podalirius (scarce swallowtail), 618 nucleotides. The record is from the annotation of a GenBank genome assembly. Lineage: Eukaryota; Metazoa; Arthropoda; Insecta; Lepidoptera; Papilionidae.
AUGGUGAUCGCGCUGAUAUGCGGUCUCCUGGUGGUCGUGCUGAUGGUCCUCGGCCUGGCGUCAGCCGACUGGCUCAUGGCGGCCGGUUGGCGGCAGGGGCUGUUCAUGCACUGCAUUGAUCCCGACGCGCCCACGCCGCUGCCCUUCGACAUCGUCGCGCAGCCCGGCUGCUACGCCGCGAGACCCGCUCCGUAUAUCAAGGCGGCGGCCGGGCUGUGCGUGGCCACGCUGGCGGCGGACGUGUGCGGCGCCCUCCUCACCGGCCUCGGGCUGCGCUCCGCCGACCACCGCACCAAGUUCCGAUACUACCGGUUCGCCGUUCUCGCCAUGGCGCUGGCGCUAAUGUGCAUAUUGAUAGCGCUGGUGAUCUACCCAGUUUGCUUCGCGGCAGAAUUGAACCUAGGCAAUAGGUCAGUGUGGGAGUUUGGCUGGGCGUACGGGGUCGGUUGGGGCGCGGCCAUCUUUCUUUUCGGGGCAGUCGUUUUGCUGCUAUGCGACAAGGAGAGCGAGGAGCUCUACUACAAGGAGCGAAAAAUGAAGCACUCGAUGGGGUCGCAAUUUAUGGUCUCUUCCGGCUAUCGGGGAAAGGUCAUAGUUACUGAUGCAACAAAAGUGAAA